Molecule: messenger RNA, 7823 nt
Organism: Mesocricetus auratus (golden hamster)
Lineage: Eukaryota; Metazoa; Chordata; Mammalia; Rodentia; Cricetidae
Gene: Srgap1
Product: SLIT-ROBO Rho GTPase activating protein 1
Exons: 22
Coding region: 191-3448 (1085 amino acids)
Biological process (GO): negative regulation of cell migration; signal transduction
Cellular component (GO): cytoplasm
Molecular function (GO): GTPase activator activity; protein binding
Source: RefSeq, a predicted model, not a curated record
GGAGCCCCGCUCUCUCUGAUCGCUCCUCUCCCUCCUCUCGCUCAUCCCGUCCCUCCGGUCCCUGCCGAGGGUGCUGCCUCUGGCUCCUCGGCGAGAGGGGAGAACAACUCUCUGCCUCUCCAAGGAGACUGGCCGGUGGCCACCCGGCCAGAACUUGCCCAUUGAAAGCGAGCCCCGGAACAGCCGGAGAAUGUCCACCCCGAGCCGAUUCAAAAAGGACAAAGAGAUCAUAGCCGAGUAUGAAAGUCAAGUGAAAGAAAUCCGAGCUCAACUGGUUGAGCAACAAAAAUGCCUCGAGCAGCAGACAGAGAUGCGAGUCCAGCUACUCCAGGACCUGCAAGAUUUCUUCCGGAAAAAAGCUGAAAUUGAGACAGAAUAUUCCCGGAACCUGGAGAAGUUGGCGGAAAGGUUCAUGGCCAAAACAAGAAGCACUAAGGAUCACCAGCAGUUCAAGAAGGACCAGAACCUGUUGUCUCCAGUGAACUGCUGGUACUUACUCCUGAACCAAGUGAGGAGGGAGAGCAAAGACCACGCCACCCUGAGCGACAUCUAUCUGAACAAUGUCAUUAUGCGGUUCAUGCAGAUCAGCGAGGAUUCCACUCGGAUGUUUAAAAAGAGCAAAGAGAUUGCAUUCCAGCUGCACGAGGACUUAAUGAAGGUUCUUAACGAGCUCUACACGGUGAUGAAGACGUACCACAUGUACCACGCAGAGAGCAUCAGUGCAGAGAGCAAACUCAAAGAAGCCGAGAAACAAGAGGAGAAGCAAAUCGGGCGGUCCGGCGAUCCCGUCUUCCAUAUCAGACUAGAAGAGAGGCAUCAACGGCGUAGCUCUGUAAAGAAAAUUGAAAAAAUGAAGGAAAAGAGACAAGCAAAAUACUCGGAAAAUAAGCUGAAGUCGAUUAAAGCACGGAACGAAUAUCUCCUAACACUCGAGGCAACCAAUGCCUCCGUGUUCAAGUAUUAUAUUCACGAUCUCUCGGACUUAAUUGAUUGCUGUGAUCUUGGCUACCAUGCAAGUCUGAACAGAGCCCUCAGAACGUAUCUCUCGGCAGAGUACAACCUUGAAACCUCCAGACAUGAAGGCUUAGACAUUAUUGAAAAUGCUGUUGACAAUUUAGAGCCAAGGAGUGACAAGCAGAGAUUCAUGGAGAUGUACCCUGCUGCCUUCUGUCCACCAAUGAAGUUUGAGUUUCAGUCUCAUAUGGGUGAUGAGGUGUGUCAGGUCAGUGCCCAGCAGCCAGUCCAGGCAGAGCUCAUGCUCCGGAACCAACAGCUGCAGUCCAGGCUGGCCACACUCAAGAUCGAGAACGAGGAGGUCAAGAAAACGACUGAAGCCACCCUCCAGACGAUCCAAGAUAUGGUCACUAUUGAGGACUAUGACGUGUCCGAGUGCUUCCAGCACAGCCGCUCCACCGAGUCUGUGAAGUCCACUGUGUCUGAAACCUACCUGAGCAAGCCCAGCAUCGCCAAGAGGCGUGCUAACCAGCAAGAGACGGAGCACUUCUACUUCAUGAAACUCCGAGAGUUCUUGGAGGGCAGCAAUCUCAUCACGAAGCUUCAGGCUAAGCACGACUUACUGCAGAGGACUCUGGGAGAAGGUCAUAGAGCUGAAUAUAUGACUACAAGGCCUCCAAACGUCCCCCCUAAGCCCCAGAAACACAGGAAGUCCAGGCCCCGCUCCCAGUAUAAUGCUAAGUUGUUUAAUGGGGAUUUGGAGACAUUCGUCAAGGACUCGGGCCAGGCCAUCCCUCUCAUUGUGGAAAGCUGUAUUCGAUUCAUCAACCUGUAUGGUCUUCAACACCAGGGGAUUUUCAGAGUGUCUGGUUCCCAAGUGGAAGUGAAUGAUAUCAAAAACUCCUUUGAGAGAGGUGAGAACCCUUUGGCUGACGACCAGAGCAACCAUGAUAUCAACUCUGUGGCCGGUGUUCUGAAGCUCUACUUCCGUGGACUGGAAAACCCCCUCUUUCCCAAGGAAAGGUUUAACGACCUCAUCUCUUGUAUCAGAAUAGAUAAUCUCUAUGAGAGGGCGCUUCACAUCCGUAAACUCCUCUUGACCCUGCCCAGGUCGGUCCUCAUAGUGAUGAGGUAUCUGUUUGCCUUUCUGAAUCAUCUUUCCCAAUACAGUGACGAGAACAUGAUGGACCCUUAUAAUCUGGCCAUUUGCUUUGGCCCAACACUGAUGCCAGUUCCAGAGAUACAGGACCAAGUGUCUUGCCAGGCACAUGUGAACGAAAUCGUAAAGACCAUCAUCAUCCACCAUGAGGCUAUUUUUCCCGAUGCUAAAGAGCUGGAUGGCCCCGUCUAUGAGAAAUGCAUGGCUGGAGGCGACUACUGCGACAGCCCGUACAGUGAGCACGGCACGUUGGAGGAAGUGGACCAAGAUGCCGGCACAGAGCCCCACACCAGUGAAGAUGAGUGUGAGCCAAUCGAAGCAAUAGCAAAGUUUGACUAUGUCGGGCGGUCUGCUAGAGAGCUGUCCUUUAAGAAGGGUGCGUCCCUGCUGCUGUAUCACCGAGCCUCUGAGGACUGGUGGGAAGGCAGACACAACGGGAUUGACGGGCUUGUGCCUCAUCAGUACAUAGUGGUGCAAGACAUGGACGAUACAUUUUCAGACACUCUGAGCCAAAAAGCUGACAGUGAAGCCAGCAGUGGGCCAGUGACUGAAGACAAGUCAUCAUCCAAGGACAUGAACUCUCCCACUGACCGCCAUUCUGACAGCUAUUUAGCCAGGCAAAGAAAAAGAGGAGAACCACCCCCUCCAGGAAGACGUCCUGGCAGGACCAGUGAUGGCCAUUGUCCCCUCCAUCCCCCGCAUACUCUUUCUAACUCUUCAAUUGACCUGGGGUCCCCAAACCUAGCCAGUCACCCCAGGGGCCUGCUGCAAAAUCGUGGCCUCAACAAUGACAGUCCUGAGAGGCGGCGGCGCCCAGGCCAUGGCAGCCUGACUAACAUCAGCCGGCAUGACUCCCUUAAGAAGAUCGACAGCCCUCCUAUCAGGAGGUCUACAUCAUCAGGCCAGUACACAGGCUUCAAUGACCACAAGCCACUCGACCCAGAAACAAUUGCUCAGGAUAUCGAAGAGACCAUGAACACGGCCUUGAAUGAACUCCGUGAACUAGAGAGACAGAGCACAGUGAAGCACGCCCCUGAUGUAGUGCUGGACACCUUGGAACAAGUGAAAAACUCGCCCACCCCUGCCACUUCCAUGGAAUCUCUUAGCCCAUUGCACAGCGUCUCCCUCAGGAGCUCAGAGCCUCAGAUCCGCCGGAGCACCAGCUCAUCCAGUGAUACCAUGAGUACUUUCAAGCCCAUGGUGGCGCCCAGGAUGGGCGUACAGCUGAAGCCCCCAGCCCUUAGGCCAAAGCCUGCUGUUCUUCCAAAAACAAAUCCUACGGUAGGGCCCGCCGCACCGUCCCAGGGUCCCACAGACAAAUCUUGCACAAUGUAGAAACCGAGGUUGUGAGGGGAGGAAGUUUGAAAGUAAAGAUGGAUUAGUGACAAGAGUCAGUGACCUGUGACGUUUCUUAGUCUUGUGCUUAUAACUGGAGAUCUUUGGACUUUUCUACAUUGUCAAAUGUAAUGAUGUCUGGGACUAGCUAAAUUAACAUGGGCAUUUGUAUUUUGUAACUUUUUUAAUAACUGGACCUAUGUCAUUUUAAAGACAAUAGAAACACUUAGACUUACUUGAAAAUCCAAUGCUGCACCCCUUGUAACGAAGGCAACACCUCACCCCACAUGGUAUAUGGCUUUGGAUUUAGUGUAGCCCACAGGUGAGCAUCCUGCAAGCAAGAGAGAACCCAAGUUCCAGGUCUUUCUGGAGCGUCACCUGGCGUGGUCUGUGACACCUGGGGAAGAACACCCAGAGUGGGGUCCAGCACCUGUUAAAAGUCACAGAGGGGAGCUGCAGUGGGACCUUCAGUUCAUGGCUUGAAGGGGUUCAAGGAUGGCCCCUUCUAUAAAUGUCAUUCCCCUGGAUCCGGGUUAAAGACUCAAUGGAAGAGGGUAGAAGAAACUCAAUACGGCUUGACCUGAACCUGGAGACAGCAAAGGAGACAGCGUCUCCAGAGCUGUGGGUAUCAUUCCCUCCACGGACGUGAGAUGUUCAAGUCCACCUGCUACACAUUUUCAAAGGACUAGAGCAGAUGAAUGUUGAGGACUUUCUGAUUACACCACAAACUGGUGUAGUUGUUCAGUAACUGCCUAAGAAAUACUUCUACCCUCCCUAAAACCCCACGUCCUCCUUGAUGGCAAUGGGAAAAGCAAAUGGGAAUGAAUCCUUGGUUCCUUUAUGCCACAGAGGCCCAAUGGUCACAGAUCAGAACCCCCAGCUCUGCUGCCCACAUCUCUUUGAGCCAAGCCAGAUCUGGCUACGGUACCGAGUGAGAGUCAUGCCAGGCCACCAUGGGAAGAUGACCUUCUGGUGCCAGGAUCGUUUCUUCCCAGUUUUGUACCUCAGAAUCAUGACUUCUGUUCUUGUCCUAUUUGUGUUUGAUUUGUUCUUUUGGAUUUUGCCUGUGAUCUCUACAGAAAUCCUAGUCAAAUGGACUCAAUUAGGAACUUCUUUCCCUGGCAUUUUAGCUGAUAGCCAUUGUUCUUUAUCAUAUAUUUACUAUUUUUUCCUCUAGCUUAAAAAAAUGGUAGAUUUUGUGUUUAGUGCUGGGAUUGAACCGGAAUCCUCUCGCAUGCAAAGCACACACACACUCUACCACUGAGCUAUAGGCCUCCCCUCUCCACCGCCGUCAAUCUGAACACUGUUUCUACUAGGGUACAGAUCGCCCUCCUGGCAGCAGCAGCUGAUGUCUGCAUUAGCACAGUACUUCCUGAUGAAGCAAGCAGAUGGCUCAGAAUGAGCCCCUUUGGACACACCAUUAAUUACCUUCUAGGCUUAAUUUCAAACUGGCAUGCCCACCUCAGAGUGGCACAGCGUCAACGAUAAUUCAAGCAGGAACAAAUUAAGAUCCAUACCAAAAAUCAAGACCAUGACUGAUGGCUACCUCAGUUUGCCAAUCUAAUCAUUCUGUUGCAGGGGGGAAAUAUAUGAAUGGGAUAGUCCCUUAAGUCACCCUCCUCCCUGCCCCCAGGUACUUCCUGGUAUGGUAAGGUUUUAAACUUCGAGAUUGCCAGAUGGUAAUGGUGAAAGCCUUUAAUCCCAGCACUCAGGAGGCAGAGGCAGGCAGAUCUCUGAGUUCAAGGCCAGCCUGGUCUACAGAGAGUGUUCCAGGACAGCCAUGGCUACACAGAGAAAAAUAACUCAAAAUUUUCAGAACCAUUCUUUUUGGCCAUUUUGAAAAAGAAAUCGUAGAGACCCAGCCAGGAUUGAGCUUUUCCAGACACUGAGCUUUUUAAACAGACCCACCUCUGGUUUCCUUGGAAACUGCCCAUUUAUUAGAAAAUACUGACUGUCAGAACCAUUUUUUGUCUUUGAUGAAAGAUAGCCAACAAAAGGUGUAAGAAGCUUUUUGAAUUUAGUUGUAAAUACCUUUUUCUUAAGCUUUUAUUUUAGCUUUUCCGAUCUUACUACUAUAACAAACUUCCUUCAAACAGCUCUCUGGCAAUCCCUGACCUAACCCACCCCUACUGCCACCCCACUGUCUUCUGUGUGUCUAUCUAUGCCCCCUAGAUCAGGACUUUGCUGCCUUUAAGGCCAAAGGCCAGGCUUUUGUAGACCCCCUGGAACCUUCCUUCCUUUACCCACACCCCCAUCUUUUCUCCAGAAGUCCUAUCGACAUUUAUGGACUUAUGUCUCUCAUAUGGCAACAAAGCCUUCAGGAAAGCAGUCACCUGUUCUUCCUUUGCUUAAUGAUGGGUCAACUGUUUCACAUCUGAAGUGGGUACCCUAUGAGCCAUGCACAGAAUAAUUUAAGAUUCAGUGUCCCCUGCACAGAGGAUCCUAAAAUCUGUCAGGAGAGCUAAAAGCUGCCACAGCUGAGACAAUUCACCCAAUUUAAGUCACCCAUGUAGUACCCAAGGAAAGGAAGGAAAUGAACCGUGAGGGGUUCUGUCCUCUCCCCAUUCCCAGAUCUUAGAGUCCGUAUACAGUUCAGGGACAGGAUCAUUUGAUGAACAAACUAUAGCCCUCAACAAUGCCCGACUCCGUGGACAAAAUAUCCACCAUGUGUUUGUGUCCUGUCUAAAGAACCCUGCCACAAAUUUGCAAAACCCUUUGGUAUGAGUUGGCAGUUUGAGGAAUGGAUUGGUAAGAACUGAGUGCAUUUUUAAAGAGUAUCUCAAUAUUCAAACUGUUGAGGAUGUUCUGUGGAGCUCAAGCUCUAGUCGCAAGUCAACACCAUUGUGCAACAGUUUUACUUGCGUUCACACAACAUAAUCCAACUUUGAUGCCCCGUGAUCCAUAAUUCAUAAUGAGGUCCCACUUACUGUACUAUCUUAGUCAUGAGUAAUUAUCAGUGGAUAAAGGACUCCCAAGGGUCAGACAGUCUCUUGCGUUUUCUGUCUCCAUACAUUUGCCAUUCCCAAAGUGGCUUUCUAAUUUAAUUAAGAAGAGUGGGGUGAUGGUGGUGGUGGUCUCUGCAUUCAGCAAUUGCUCGGCCUCUGUUGUCUACAAACUGAAGGAAGCCAUGAUCUGACAUCUGAAAUCCAACAGUAAAGAGACAGAGUCCACCAAGAGCUCAGAUUUGAGUUGAUAUUUAUUCCUGACCAAGGUAGAAAAGACCACAAAUGCAGGAAAUUCAUUUGGGAUGCCACAUCUCCUCUAUUUGCCACUGAGACCCCUGAGAGUCUAGAACUGAAGGCUCUACCUAUGUGCAAAUAGAGGCCCCUAUCUCAGACCCUCCCCCCAGAGCCCCACUCAAGCUCCAGCUGGGCUGGAGCAUCAGGCUUGCAUCAGGAAGACUUCAGCACAGAUAGUAAAGCCAGAGGCUGAGUUUAGCUUUCACUCAUCCUAGUAUACUUUAACGUCAAAAGAAAUGUCUCAGUGGUAUAAUCAAAAUGGGUACCUGUAUCUUUAAAUUAUAUAGGGAGUUUUGUAUGUUUAAAUAAUUGUACUGGGUUCCAUAAUGCUUAUCUUAGAAACUAGUAAAAGAAAAAUAUAUAAACUGUGCAUCUGUGAAUGCCCCUCCGUAGAGCGGUCAUCUAAGUUCCGUGUGUAGCGUGAUGGUUGCUGUAGAUAUUUAAAGUGUAGUAGGUGGCUGUGUUGACGGGAGGCUGCCCUUCUCCUGCAUUCUUAAAAGUAACUCCUGCCCACAUAACUAAAAGUCAGUAUUGUCCUUUCUUGUCAGCUUGGUCAGUUGCAGUACCGGUAGCUUCCUGCUUGUGACAGUCACCUAAUUGUGUCAAUGUACAUCUGUAGUAUGUACAUGUGAAAGUGCCUUCCUAUCCUAGAGGAGUGUAGCCUUGCUCUUGUACUGUUGUUCACUAUGUCCUGUCCAUCAAGUCCCACUGCCCACUGGGGGGUUCCGCCACCCCCUCCCACCCCCGCCACGUCUUCUGGCCUCUGUGCUCAGUCGCGUGUGUCUUGCAUCCAUGUGGAUUAUCAGACUGUCCCGUUACCCUCAUAGACGUGACCGUGCCUUUCUCGCCAUCCACCCCAUUGUUUCCCAUCAUGCCCCACUCACACUGCUGCCUGCCAUCCCGUCCCCUUGCUCUAUACUGGCUUUCCAGUGCACCCCCCUCCUCUCCGAGGUGAAGAGAAAGGGGGUGCUUUUCCAGUCUUGGAAGAAGAAAAUGUUUUGUUAAUCUGUCGUGAGAACGCACUUUUCUGUAUAGUACUGUACUUUUUGGCAUGUACCAUUCAUUACAGGCUUCAGUAUACAGUCGGGUUUGUUCUUCAAGGAGUAGCUUUAUAAUAAAUAUGAUAGUUCUGGCUA